AUGUCGACACCUACGAGGACACUGGGCCGCAACGGUCCCCAGGUCACGGCCGUCGGGUUCGGCGCGAUGAGCAUUGGUGGCGCGUACGGCCAGAAGGACACCGAAGCAGACAAGCUUGCCGUCCUUGAUCGCGCCCAUGCCGUUGGGGAGUGGUUCUGGGAUACCGCCGAUGUGUACUUCGACAGCGAAGACAUCAUCGGGAAAUGGUUCAAGCAAAACCCAGAGAAGCGCAAGGAUAUCUUCCUCGCGACCAAGUUUGGGCUGCAAUACACGGCAGACUUCAAGCAAAGCGAGAGAUCGGACCCGGAGUACGUCAGGGAGGCGUGCGAGAAAAGUCUCAAGAGGUUGGGUAUUGAGACCAUCGAUCUGUACUAUUGCCAUCGGGUCAACCGUGAGACACCCAUCGAGAAAACCAUCCAAGCUCUGGUGGAGUUGAAGAAUCAAGGCAAGAUUCGGUACAUUGGACUCUCCGAGGUCUCACCAUCGACUCUUCGUCGCGCCUGUGCCGUCCACCAAGUCUCGGCACUGCAAGUCGAGUAUAAUCCCUUUGUGCUUGACAUUGAGAAGAACGACCUUCUGCGCACGUGUCGUGAGCUGGGUGUUGCCGUCGUCGCGUACUCCCCUGUUGGGCGGGGAUUCUUGACCGGACAGAUCAAGACCCUGCAAGACCUGCCGGCCAAUGACUUCCGUCGCUUGAUACCCAAGUACUCUCCCGAGAACUUUAGCAAGAUCAUGGAUCUUGUGUACAAGUUUGAGGCCGUGGCAAAGAACCACGGAGCCACGCCUGCACAAGCCAGUAUCGCCUGGCUGAUGGCCCAGGGGGACGAUAUCAUCCCGAUUCCCGGCACGAGGACCAUCAAGUAUCUGGAGCAGAACACUGCCGCGGCUAGUCUGAAGUUGACUGAACAGGAGGUCCAGGAGCUGAGGGUGGCGGCUGAUGCAACUGAAUUACUGGGUGACCGAUAUCCGGCCAUGAUGAUGGGACCCAUUAUGGGUGAGACAGUCCCCUUGUAG
Messenger RNA from Cladophialophora carrionii CBS 160.54, 1014 nucleotides. RefSeq lists its product as uncharacterized. Bases 1 to 1014 code for a protein of 337 amino acids. The record is from RefSeq and is a predicted model, not a curated record. Gene Ontology annotation, cellular component: cytoplasm. NCBI's taxonomy places the organism in Eukaryota, Fungi, Ascomycota, Eurotiomycetes, Chaetothyriales, Herpotrichiellaceae. The transcript is spliced from 3 exons.